CCCCCGUGGAAAAUAAACAGUUGGUAGUUCUUGUGAAAAUGUCAGGAGUUGUUGUUGUGGUAUGUGUCCCGACAGAAGUUAAAGAAAACGAAUUCCUGUCCAAACAAAAAGUCAGAAUAAUUUCCCCCAAGAAAGAUUAUGGAUAUGUUAGGAUCAAAGGUUUUUCGGACACAAGCGAUGGAGAUAAUUCGAAAAUUGAUGAUUUCGGAAACCUUUCAACUCCCACGCGUAUACCAAUGAUCAAAAUACUAGAAGAAAUAAUCGAUUCUUCGAACAUUACAAAUGCUGUCUGGUCUGGUAAGGGAGACUAUGUCCAAGUGAUGUUUCCAUUAGAAUCUCAACAGCAGUGCGAAUCGAUUCUGCAUAAAUUUAAUGAAAAUGACAUUGGAAAAGCGUGCGACUCGGCUGUUAGUGUAUUACCUUGUUGUAUACAUUAUUUCGGUCAAAAACCUAACGAAAAAGAUCCUUCAACUAAAAAGAAGCCAGGGGGUUUCAAUCCUGGUACGAAUACUUGGAACAACUUCAUUUCAUCUAGGAACACAAGACUGACUGUGGAUCAAAUUGUGGAAACUGUAAAAAAUAAAGCAAUUUUAACUUUCGAUUUUGUUUGCCUCUUGCUGAUCUCCACAACAAUGUGUGCGUUGGGUUUACUGGAAAAUAGCACUAUCUGUUUGCUUUCCAGUAUGGUGAUGUCGCCAAUGAUGGGACCAGUUAUGGCAGCUACCUUCGGAAAUAUAAUAAGGGAUACGCAUCUCAAGAAAAUUGGGGUGCAAAAUGAACUACUUGGGUUAGGGGUUGCUACUCUGGUAGGAUUCUGUUAUGGGACAAUCACUUGUAUUUUAACGGAUAAAUAUGGAAAUCAAGAAUGGCCCACUUAUGAGAUAACAUCCAGAGGAGAACUACGAUCACUCUGGAUUGGAUUCGUAAUAGCUUUGCUCUCAGGUGCUGCUGUAGCUCUGGGCAUUUUGAGUGAUAAUGUUGCAUCCCUUGUUGGAGUAGCCAUUUCUACAUCAUUGAUGCCGCCUGCGGUGAAUGCUGGCUUACUGUGGUCAAUGGCAUCAGUGUACUACAUAAAAGGUAAUUCAAGUACUACUUAUCAUUCCUUGGAUUUCAAAAGGCAGUAUUCAGAUAAUGAUUUCGUCGAACUCCUAUCGUUGGGAUUCAUAAGUAUUUGCUUGACUGUAGUGAAUAUUGUAUGCAUAUAUCUUUCUGCAGUCUUCAUUUUCAAGGUAAAAGAAGUAGCCCCAAUCGCAGUGCUAAGCAAACAAAGGAGGCAAUUCUGGAAGUACGAAUUGAAAAACGCGAGGCACCUUAACACCCUUCAUAAAGAGGAAGGUGAAAAAAUUCGAGACAGACUUGCAGACUUCGCAGAAGGCAGGAUAUCCUACGAUCCGGGUGACAUAUCGCACUAUUUCAGCUACAUCCCUAAAGACAGGAUGAAAAACAUGAUGAGCACCGCUACCUGGUCCCACAGCACCCAUCAGAUAGGAAGUAUGAGAGAUAUCCAGUUCGAACCAGUCUCAACAUCUCCAGAAAAAAAUAUCGAACAAGUCCGUACAGUUCGAAGCGACAGUGGUCUUAGAGCAUCAGACAGUCCAGAAAAGCCCGAGCAGAAGGACAAUUGUGAGGUCCCUAAGGAUAUUAAGAGGAGAAAGAAAAGGUCGGUAUCAACAUCUUACGAUACACGUGAUGUUCAAGAUUGUACACUGAAAACCAAGCUUCUGAUGUUGGAAAAAUCCGUAGAUGUGGAUAUCAAAAUGAUUCACACAAAAUGCAGAACUUUUUUGGUUUCCUCGUGUAAGGAAAAUGACACGGAUUCCCUCAAUAAAUUUCAAGUCUCAUAGGAGGUUGUCCUAGUCAAUAAUAAGAAUUUAUCGAAUAAUAUUUAGUGAUAUAAGCAAGAAUCGAAAAUGAAUUAGUCAGCCAAUAUUUAUGAACUUCACUCUUAUUCUAUCUCGUACAUGCUACAUUACAUUUUAACUGUACCACUUGAUGAGUUUCAUGAACUUUUGAUGUCAGAUAUUUUAUCUGUGAAUAGAAGUUUUAAUUAAAAG
Molecule: messenger RNA, 2054 nt
Organism: Coccinella septempunctata (seven-spotted ladybird)
Lineage: Eukaryota; Metazoa; Arthropoda; Insecta; Coleoptera; Coccinellidae
Exons: 8
Coding region: 39-1844 (601 amino acids)
Source: RefSeq, a predicted model, not a curated record